Zymoseptoria tritici IPO323 is the source of this 2688-nucleotide messenger RNA. RefSeq lists its product as uncharacterized. NCBI's taxonomy places the organism in Eukaryota, Fungi, Ascomycota, Dothideomycetes, Mycosphaerellales, Mycosphaerellaceae. The transcript has a single exon. Bases 1 to 2688 code for a protein of 895 amino acids. The record is from RefSeq and is a predicted model, not a curated record.
AUGUCCUCGAGCGUCGACUGGGACUCCAGUGAAAAGUUGCUCGAGCCCGACUUUCGUGCGGUGGCUCGCAGGUUCAACGACCGUUUCAUGCAUCUGAGCUCACCCAAUUCGACCCUCGCAAAAUUUUCUCCAGCUGGUCCGAUGACUGACGGAAUGGUCAUUGUCGAAGGCUUCGCCUGCAAAGACUACAUCCACGACUCCGCCGGUCCUCUUUCCACCUGCAGCAAGACUUGCAAAAUCUGCUCAAGCCAUUUCCGUCCACUGCAGUGGCAGAUCGACGUUCCAGUGUUGCGCUACGCCCGCCAAUAUGACGACCUCGAAGCAGCAAAAGUCAUACAAAGCACAGUCGAUGCCACGAGCCGCGACUUGAGUGAAGCCCGCGCUGCCGUCUCGAAGUAUGGCGAUACUUUGGCAAGUAGAUGGCACAGACGCAACUUCGCCAAGAGAAAUGCCAUCAUUAUUGAUGCGCUACCAACCAUGCUCCGCAAACGAUACGAUCAGGUGCUCACAGAGUCGCUAGCCGGAAAGGACUUGGCGCUUUUCGAGACGAGCUUUUCAAUUCCCUGGUUGAAUGCCGAAGCAAUGGCGGACGAUCCGUCCAACUUCCUCAAUUUGCUUCAUCACCGAACAGAAUCCUCAAACUCCGACUGGAAUCGAUUCGACAGCACCUUUGUGGAACAUGGAUUCACCUCCGGCACUCUUCGAGCAGGUUAUAAUCCGCUCUGCGUAGUCAUGGAGGGGAGCGACUCCGAGAUCGGCAAGCUCGUACCUUGGGAGAAGGCGGCGGCGCAUCGCUCUACCAUUGUCGGUUUCCCUUUAGCAAAAGCGACUCUAGACGCGCGAGCCCUUUUGGCCAGCUUCAUCAUCAGAGUAGUGCGCGCUUUGCUGGGAGGCAAGGUGGAGGACGGUCUCGAGGGCAGUGACAAGUGGAAGGCGCUCGCGUCGAAUGGCUUCAAGGAACUCCAGCCAGUAAAGCUCCGGUCAAUCAGCCGCGCCUCUGGAUUCGGAGCUCCUCCAAUAGAAGUCGUUCCUCUGCUGGAGCGAGCGAUCGAAGCCUUUCAGGACAGACUGAAGGCCGCCGAGAUGACGUGUUGGACAUUCCACACGGAUCCUCUCGCCGUGCGCCAGCUGAUGACUCUCUCCAUGGAGGCGCGAGUCCAUAAGAACAUCGGAGAGAAGUUUUUCCGCAAGGACUUGCUCUGUCUGUUGUUUGAUGCUUGCGCCAGGCCGUUGCAAUGGCGUGCAGUACUACAAGAAGCUCAAGAGGCUCUGAAGCUGUGCGAGGAGAACACGGCAGUAGCUUCUGGCGGUAUGCCAAUCGACUGUGCGCAGGCGCUGCAUUUGGUCGAUAGCAUUGUGCGCCGGGAUUUCGAACGCGAGGAGGAGAAGAUGCGGGUCUUGACCACAAUACUAGGCACGUUCGAUUCGCACUUCACGUUGGAUCCAGUCACAGGGGCGUGGACGAACUCGGUCCAGUCCGACAACGACCAGUUGUACAGCCUUUUGUCCCGUGUGGGCACGCACCGCCGCGUCGAUGCUCCUCUCCCCAGUAGAGCUCUCCACAAUGUUGAGCACUACAUCGAGCAAGCGUCGGGGACAGACCGUGAUCGCCUUCACGAGUUGCUCCUCUCAUGCAUUCGCAAUAUGGCUGUGCUCGACGAGGCCACCAUGGGCAUACGAAUGCUCCAAUCAAGUGCGGGAUCCAAGGAAGACUCCGGGCCAGAUCUCUUGUCUCUAAAAGAGGCCUCUCAGCGACCCAGCUUCGAAUUCGUCCCUUAUUUCUCGUCGUACUACAAGCGCGGAUGGGAAGCGGCGGUGGGUGAUCUCUGGCCUCAACUCAAACAGAUACUGUCCAUCCCCAACAAGUCUACAGGAAAACCCAAUCGCAAGCAUCUCGAGGCGUUUGACAAGCGUCACGCAGCGCUCGACAAUUUCUGGGACGUCGAGGAUAGUGUUCGAGUGCGAGAACUGAAAAAGUUCGGGCCUCUCCCGUCCGAGCCCUGCAUGACCGAUCGUGUGCGCACCGCAAUGGGAUUGACUGGAUACCCAGAGGAAACGGCACGAUUGCGAGCGGAGUUAGAGGCGGAAGUCGAGAAACGAGAAGCCUCCAAGUCCCGACAAUCUUCUACCGUUGCGGUCCUCCCCACUCACCCACCUCGCCCAGUCUCCCCUCCGCACUCAUUUUUUAUCCCGAAAACACCCUCACCAAAAGGCCCAUCCCCGGCGAAAUCGAAGAAGAAGACCCGCCCGACAAUCCCGGCAGUCGCGGCGCCAACUCCUGCACUUCCACCACCUCCGCCUCCAGCUCCACCUCUUCCCAUCUUCCUCAACACCGCCUCUCACGCCCUCCUCACCGAGAUCUUCCUCAAUGCCGGCAAGAAGACCCUCUCCGGCACAAUCCGCUUCCCAGAACUCGUCUCCGCUCUCACGGACGGCGGUCUACAAGCGUCGCAAGGCACAGGAGGAUCGGCGGUGGUGUUCCACAAUAUGAACCCCGAUGGCACGAGAGCAGGAGGCAGGAUGACGGUGCAUAUGCCGCAUCCGAUCAACGUGCUCAAUCCGAUCAUGGCCGGAGACGUGGCCAAGAAGUUGAGGGAUCGGUUUGGGUGGAAUGUGGACAGGUUUAUGGUAAGAGAGAGGGGUGGAGGUGCUGGGGAGGCGUUGCAUGGGAGAGGAUGGGUGGGUUGA